Molecule: messenger RNA, 5656 nt
Organism: Epinephelus lanceolatus (giant grouper)
Lineage: Eukaryota; Metazoa; Chordata; Actinopteri; Perciformes; Serranidae
Gene: cpm
Product: carboxypeptidase M
Biological process (GO): peptide metabolic process; protein processing
Molecular function (GO): zinc ion binding; metallocarboxypeptidase activity
Source: RefSeq, a predicted model, not a curated record
CACACACACACACACACACACACACACACACAGUCAGACAGACAGACAGACAGACAGUCAGACAGUGUGUCACCUCUGCAGCAGCGGCAGCAGUGCGGUCACCGGGGCCGGUGUUGGUUGGUGUUGGUCGGUGUUGGAGUCACAGACGGACCGGCGGACCGACAGAUAGCGGACAGGUCACACUACAGUGAUGUCAUCACUCCUCCUCGUCUUCCUCCUGCCCUUCCUCAUCCUCACCCCGGCCUCCAUGUUGGAGUUCCGUUACCAUAACAACCGUGAGAUCGAGCAGUACCUCCUCCAGGUCAACGCCUCCAACCCUGACGUCACACAUCUGUACAGCAUCGGCCGCUCUGUCAGAGGUCAGCAGCUGUGGGUGUUGGCUCUGGGUCUCAGUCCUCGCCGUCACACUGUCGGCAUCCCCGAGUUCAAAUAUGUGGCUAACAUGCAUGGAAACGAGGUUCUCGGCCGGGUGUUGAUGCUACAGCUCAUCGACGACCUGCUGCGUGGUUACCGUAACAACGAAACAUGGUCACUGCAGUUACUGAACAGCACCCGGAUCCACAUCCUGCCGACAAUGAACCCCGACGGCUUCGACGCGUCGGACACAGACUGCCAGUACAGCCAGGGCAGGGUCAACCAUAACGGCAUUGAUCUGAACAGGAAUUUCCCCGAUGCCUUCGCUGGUCUCCGGAAGCAGCAGCAGAUUGACGAGGAGAAGAGGGAGGCAGAGGUCAGAGCUGUGAUUGGCUGGUUGAAGAUGGAGAGUUUUGUUCUCUCUGCAAACCUCCACGGAGGAGCUCUGGUGGCCAGUUAUCCUUACGACAACAGCAACGGAGGCAGUGAGCUGGUGGGCGGGGCCAGCAUCUCCCCCGACGACGACGUGUUCAUUCACCUGGCCAAGGUGUACUCCCACAACCACGGCUCCAUGCACCACGGCGACCGCUGCGCAGACAGCAGACCGUUCCUAGACGGCGUCACCAACGGGUACCAGUGGUAUCCUCUGGCAGGUGGGAUGCAGGACUAUAACUACGUGUGGGGUCAGUGUUUGGAGUUGACUCUGGAGGUUUCCUGCUGCAAGUUUCCUCCCGCCGAACAACUUCCUGCUCUGUGGACGGAGAACAGGAAGUCUCUGCUGUCCUUCAUCCAGCAGGUUCACCUGGGGGUCAAAGGUCGUGUGUUCAAUGGCUCCGGAGUGCCGGUCCAGAAUGCAGUGGUGGAGGUCAAAGGUCGCAGGAAUCUGUGUCCGUUCAGAACCGACAGACAUGGAGAAUAUUACAGACUGCUGCUGCCUGGGAACUACAGCUUCACAGUGACGUACCCGGGUCACGAGGUUUUGACGGAGACUCUUAAUGUACCGUAUGGUCCUGAUCACUACUCUGCCAUGACACAUGACUUCCUGUUGCGUCAAAUCCCCACAACGACUGGCCGCACCCCGGUUCACCCCUCCCAAGCUAACACCACCCCUCCCUGUAACUACACCUUACACCUGGAGGGAGGCGGAGCCAUCUCUGGGCCCUCAUUGACAGGGCUGGGUGCAGGGCUCGGCCUCGUGGCGGCGCUUCGAUCCCUAAUCGACUGAAGCAGCCCUGGUGCUCGGUGUGAUGGUCGCAGGUUUGAACCCUCGACCUGCAAGAAGGCAAACAAACAAAGCACAAUAACGUGGUUGACCAGAAGUUUCUGAAGGUUAACCACUCGCCAUCAGCUUCGUCACUACUGAAAGAUUCUACUCUGAGGGCAAAGGGGUGAAGCAGGGCGGAGUUUAAAACCCUGGUUACAACAGAAAGCAGUACUUCAUAUGCAUGUCCUCACAGAAGAGGCGGUGCUUGAAGCUUUUGGACGUUGUGACUGCUCGCCAUCAGAGGCCGGUUCCACAGAAGACAUUUUGACACUGAAGAAAACACUUGAAGAAAACAAAGCCAUCGCUAACAUUAUUGUGUUCUUUCUACUAUGAUCAAUAUAAAAUAUCUAUUGUAUAAAAGCCAUACUGGCAAACUACUGUAGCUAGCAACCUAACACGCUAGCAGCUGGUAACAUUGUAAUGGCCAAUCUAGCUGGCUUGCUAAAUAGCCAGCUCGUAUACCAGGACAAAUCUAGCAUUUGUUUUGUGUGACGAUAAAACCACACAGUUUAUUCAUACCCUCCUGGUUAAUGGUGAACUACUGCACCUGGCAAAAUAACAGCUAACAUGUUAGCCACUAGCGAACAUUGCGAGUCUUGUCAGUCACUAUGGCCAAGCUCGCUGGCUUGUCGACUAGCUAUCAGGAUUUAGUAUUGUCGUACCUCAGUUUGGAUAGUAGCCUACAACCUUCCAUGUAGUUCACUGUACACUAUGCACUUGCAUAAUUUCAAGCUGUGCUCUCAAAUGCGAACGUGGCUGAUUAGCACUUACGGGAAAUGACAAUCCCAACAUUUGACCGGUUCUUCUUUUUUGGCAAUUGCAGCCAAAUGUAGCAUUACCGCCAACAUUUGACCACAGUUAUUGCCGCCAACAUAUCUGCCAGCUUGAUCGCUUGUGCAGCUUCCUCGCCCACCAUUGUUACAGUUUUGGUGGUCGCUUCCUUCUGCUGCAUAGCCAAGAUGGCCACCACUAGGGUGAGCAGUGUCCAGCGUUUCACAGUCCACUUUAUCACUUCGCGUACACCAUCCGGGUAGCACACUGCAUUUUGCCGUACCUGGCAGCGUGAAUGCUCUUAUACUCAAAAUAGCAAGUGUUAAGUGAGCGAAUUGAUAUGCAACAUUUUUGUUGAGUCACAAUAAAAUCACACAGUUCAGUCAUACUUCCCAGGUUAACUGGCACACUACUGUAGCUAGUGAGCUAAUCAGCUAACACGUUAUCUGCCAGUGAACAUUGGGAGUGCAUCUCAGUUACAGUAGCUAAGCUAGCUGGCUUGCUAAUUAGCUUCCAGUAUUUAGUAUUUUUUCUUUGUGACGAUAAAUCCCAACAGUUUAUUCAUACUGGCAGGGUUAUAAGGUGAACCAUUGUAGCUAGCAAGCAAAUCAGCUAACACACGAACCACCAGUGAAAAUGAGAGUGCUUGUCAGUUAAAUGGCAAAGCUAGCUGGGUUGCUAACAAGCAACCAGGAUUUAGUUUAUGUUUUGUGUCACAAUAAAACCACACAGUUUAUUCACACUGACAUUGUUAACUACUGGAGAACUACUGUAGCUGGCGAGCUAACAGCUAAUCAGUCACAACAGCCUCAGGCAGCUGAUUCGCUAACUAGCGAACACUAGCUCAGCCUCUAAAUGUUCAAGGUUGAAUUUAUCCAGAAACCCUACUUACACCUCUGACUUCAGUCUCACAACUGUCUCCAAACCAUUCCUUUUUUGUGUGAUGCAGUUUGUUCUCCGUCAGAGGAAGUUAUAUCAAAUGUGACGGUGCAACUCAGCUAGGUAGCUAAUUAGCAUCUUCUGUUUUGGACUCUUUGGCACUCCGUUUCAUUAAAUCAGCACUGUUUAGAUGGGGUUUUUUUGCUAUCAAUGUGGAAAUUCACUGACAAAAAGUUUCCACAGAUUUAUUCACAGUGGUUAAAGUGAAAAUAAUUUAUUUGGUGGUAAAUUUCCACCAUUUUAGAUGAUUAGCAACUCUCUCGGAGACUUAUUAGUAAUGGUUUGAUUUUUGAAAAUUUAUUCUUAGAAGUGAAAUUUAUUAAAAGAGCUGCUGGACAUGUGACAACUUUGCAUUUCUAGAUUUUUUUUUAAAAAAAGAUUUCCUUCAAAAACUAAUCCAGCCCCAACCACAGACCAGGGUGGACUCCAUGACUAAAAUUUACGAGAUAAAGAAAAAACAGCCCAGGACACAAAGUAUAGAGACACGUGAUGCAGAGGAAUAAGUAGGGUCUAGCUGAAAGUCCAUUCUGUUGAAAUGAUUCACUGGAGGUUAAACUGCUGCCUGAGGAUUCAGUUGUCGCUGCUGAAACGCUCCAUCGUGUGACGGGGCGUCAGCAGCGAUAAGUCUCAUUACUGUAAGUGUGGUGGAGCUGGACCAUGUAAUUUUAUCUGAGAGGAGGAGCACUUUAAAAUUAGCACUUGCAGGGACUGUUUUUAGAGAGGGAAGUAUUUAAACCACAGAAACGGACAUGACAUCAUCCGAGUGUUGAAAUGAAGCGAGACGCACAUCAGUCAUCGAUCUGAACUCACUGAGGUGCGUUUGAUUUACGACUCCAGACGAGUCAUCUCGCAUGUUCAUGCAGGCGUUCGUCCUUUCUACUUGUGUGUGUGUGUGUGUGUGUGUGUGUGUGUGUGUGUGUGUGUGUGUGGAGGGUGGUUUACACCGUCCCAUUAAUUCCUAGAGGACAGCUGAGUCUGGUGGUUCCCAACCUGAGGCUUGAGACCCCUCAUGGGGCCACAGAAUUAACCUGAGGGGUCACGAAAUGAUUAACAAGAUAGGAAAUUAGAAAAUACCUUAAAAAAACCUUUCUCUAAUUGUGCCUUUUUUAUUGUGAAUUUCAUCACUAUCAUCAGAAAUCAUAGAAAAAAGAUGCUGUAGAACCUGCCUUAGAAUUUUCAUGUUUUUAAGUUUUCUUCUGUAUCAGAGUGACCCAGUGAGAGUCGUCUACGUUCAUGAGUUCACUGUGAAGCUGUUUUUAGAUAAUUCAGCUCACUUUUAAUGUGCCACUUUGUCAAAAUGUAAAAAAUAUAGGCUAACAAUAAUAUUUGUAGCCCACAUGUAACUAUCUGACUCCAUGGCAGUAGUAUAUUUCCUCUUUAAAGCCCCUAAGCAUUAUGGGAAGUGUGGUUUAUCAAACUUAGAGCAGGAUUAUCCCCCUUAUAGAAGUAAGACAAAAAUCCAUUCAUUUAAACCUGCCUCAUGUUGAACUAUCUAGAUUUUUUGGUGUCUCUGAGUCUCAUCGACGUCAUUUUUAUUUUUAGCCAAAAAGGUCAAGGACCACUGGUUUAAAGAAAAACCAGUACAACCUGAUAACUGGGACUCAAACCUGCGAUCACCAUCUGUGAGCUCAUACAGUAUCUGUACACAGUAUGUAUUUCUAUACAGUAUAUGGACACAGAUGUGUAUCAGGUUCACAGCAGCUCCAGUAACUAAACAGGUGUGACACCAGUUUUAACGCAGAGGUCAGAGGUCAGUGAACGCCUCGUCCUCGUUUCUCUCCCUUUGUUUAAACUGGGUUUUUUUGCCAAAUAUCUUUGACUGUUUUUCUACUUUUGUAUGUUUGAUAUGAAACUCGUCUGUGCCAUGUUGGACCUGUGGUGACUGCAGGAUUCAGUUGCACCUGAAACAUCAGACCUCAUUAAAGUUUGACCUCUGUUUCACUGUGAAACACCAAACGUACUGAAUCCUACUGGACCUGAAGUAAACUGUCACUCAACUGGUUCUCAAAGGAAACGAAGCAUUAAACAUACAAAGAUCUGAAAGAUCACAGUGUGUUAAUUGUGUUGGUGUGUUUGGUUUAUGAUAACAAUAAAAAUACUGAUGGGAAGUACCGUAAAACUUCAAUUAAAUGUCCAGUGUCUUCUACAAAUUUAGGCCUGUCUCCAUUAGAGGCCUGGUCUUCAGCUGUAUAAAAGCAGGUUGUUGGCUACCUCAGAUUUUGUGUCUGUUCCUGGAUUACCCUGUAAAUUCUUCAUACUCCUUCAGUCUGUAAGAGUCCUCAGAUCAAAAGGAUCAAAAGGGAUUUUCAUAAAAAUUAAUCAAAGUGG